AUGGACUUCAAGCAAUUCUUCCAUCAUCCCUCCUUUACUCUUGCUGACACCAGCUCGGCACGAGCGGUGGGAGUAACCUCACUUUGGCUCAUAGGUUUGGCAUGGUUCACCAAGAUCCUAUACAACAUUUACUUGCAUCCGCUGGCCAAGUAUCCCGGGUCUAAGCUAUAUGCCGCCUCAUCAAUCCCCUUGGCAAUCGCACAACUUCGAGGCCGAUGGCAUCUUUUUGUGCAGGCGGCGCAUGAAAAGUACGGCCCCGUCGUGCGCCUGGGACCAUCGGAGCUCUCGUACAUAUCUGCCCCCGCUUGGAAUGAUAUCUACGCUCGACGCGGAGUCAAGGCACCGUUACCCCGAGACCGUACCUUCUUCAACGACAUGCUGGUAGACCCUGGGUCCAUAACCAUGGCCGACGACACCAAUCACGGGCGGAUACGGCGGUCGCUGGCGCCGGCCUUUUCGCAGAAGGCAUUGUUAGAACAGGAAUCGAUCAUACAGGGAAAUGUUGACCUGCUAUUGGACCAGCUACAAAAGCGUGCGCAGCAGGGCUUGGCAUCUGAUCUACGAGCGUGGAACAAUUAUGCAACGUUUGAUCUGAUUGGGGACCUGGCAUUUGGUGACACGUUUGGAUGCCUCAAGACCUCCGAAUUUCAUGAGUGGGUGAAAAUGGUGCUAGACUACUUUUACGUGGCCACCCUGUUGCAGGUUGUACACCGCUUCCGGCCGCUGAACAGGCUGCUCGUGAUGAUGCUUCCUGCCUCGCUUGUGGAAGAGAAGGAGAAGCACACGCGCAUGGCCCUCGAAAAGGUGCGCACCCGCACGUCUACUACCGUCGAGCGAUCGGAUUUUAUCCACUACAUGCAAAAGGCCGUCGAGCUGGGCAGCAUCACAAAUCACGAGCUAGAGAACCAGGCCAGCAUUCUCAUCCUGGCUGGCAGCGAGACGACCUCCAUCGCCUUGACCUAUGCCAUAUACUUCUUGAUCACUCAUCAGGAUACGAUGCGGAAAUUACGUGCUGAAUUGACUCGGAACUUCCAGAACGAGCGGGACAUCACUCUCAUCACAGUAAAUCAACUGGAGUACCUGCAGGCCGUCCUGCAGGAGACUCUACGCAUGCGCCCACCGAUUACAAACGGCUUUCCGCGCCAGACUCCCAAAGAGGGUGCCAUAAUUGAUGGCCAAUUCGUGCCAGGAACGACAGUGGUAAACAUCAGUCAUUGGGCCGCGUACCAAUCCUCGGCCAAUUUUCUUUAUCCAGACCAGUUCCGACCAGAGCGAUGGACGGGUGACAAGCAAUUCGACGGUGACUCAAAGGACUGUUUUCAACCGUUCUCCGUCGGCCCUCGGAACUGUAUCGGCAAAAAGUUCGCUUACGAUAGUAUGAAACUCAUCCUAGCCCGCAUGCUAUGGCGGUUCGACGUGGCACUGGAAGGCGAUGUUAGUAAAGGAGGAAAGAAUGACACCUGGGUUUCUGGCCAUGACUCGUUUGUCUCGUGGAAUGUGCCCCCUUUGAAUAUAUCCCUAACUCCACGGCAGUAG
Molecule: messenger RNA, 1536 nt
Organism: Talaromyces rugulosus
Lineage: Eukaryota; Fungi; Ascomycota; Eurotiomycetes; Eurotiales; Trichocomaceae
Exons: 3
Coding region: 1-1536 (511 amino acids)
Molecular function (GO): monooxygenase activity; iron ion binding; oxidoreductase activity, acting on paired donors, with incorporation or reduction of molecular oxygen
Source: RefSeq, a predicted model, not a curated record